Molecule: messenger RNA, 2270 nt
Organism: Neltuma alba
Lineage: Eukaryota; Viridiplantae; Streptophyta; Magnoliopsida; Fabales; Fabaceae
Product: protein PHOSPHATE STARVATION RESPONSE 1
Exons: 9
Coding region: 346-1794 (482 amino acids)
Molecular function (GO): DNA-binding transcription factor activity; DNA binding
Source: RefSeq, a predicted model, not a curated record
CUCUUCACCGUUGUCCACUUCCCUGCCUUGCCUCGUCUUGCCGGUGACCGAAUUUACAAACACCCGCCUGUUUUAUCAGGAACUGCUUCCAUCGUUCUCCUCCCAAAUUCCUGCUUCCGAUUCGAUUCCUCAGCUUUUUGGUUCGAUUUUUCUUAGCUUCCCGCGUACUUUUCGGGUACUGAAGAUUGAUGACACAGUGUCUGGUCUGGGCUUCUAGAACGAGCAAUUUGCGUUGUAUUGUUGCUGGUCAGCAUUACCAGUUGAAGGAAAAAUGCAAAUUCUAGGCUUUAUUGGUCGACUUGGGAACUGAUAAGUUGUUUUUCCAAUUAGAAUUUAAGGGAAAUAAUGGCAGCACGCACUACUUCCUCCAUUGAAAGAUCAAGCACCAAGCAGCUCAAUAACAUCGGUUUGUCUGGACCAUUGCCAUCAUCCUUGUCAGUUCUUCCGACUCCGAUAGGAGAGACAUUUGCCAAGUUUUCUGAUUCUCAGCCGGCUGUCAUGGCAAAAGAGCUUAUGACUGGGCCUAUAACUCAGCCGAGUCAUUUAAAUUCCAGCGGAGCAAUUGGGCACAUAUUUUCAUCUUCUCCUGGAUAUUCAACUGAUCUUCAUCACUCAGCUCUUUUGCCGCAUGAAAAGCACUCAACAAAUGCUCAUUUCAUUUCUCAGUCAUCCAACAUGGCUUCGUUGCCCUUUUCUUAUUCUUCCAAUAGUGGACCGCUUCCUUCUUCAACACCAAAUAGUUAUUUCAAAGAAAACGGUGCUUCCUGGAAUAUAGAACCCCUGUCCAACUUUCUUGAUUUUCCUGUGAAUACUACCAUUGAGAAUAGUCCAGCAGAAAACAGUGCCUCCACUGUCAUGGCAUCUGAGGAGUAUUGUAAGCGAAAUGAAUGGCAAGAGUGGGCUGAUCAGCUUAUAAGUGAAGACGAUCCUUUGACUUCUAAUUGGAAUGACCUUCUUACUGACAACAUUCAAGAUCUUGAGCCAAAGGUGGGAUGCCAGGUUUCACAUGUUCCAGGAAACCAGUCCCAAGGUCAGCAGCUACUUCCAGCUUCAUCUGGAGACAAUUGCUUUGGUGCUCCCCCUGCUUCAUCAGGAAGUUCUGCUCCCGCCAAGCCACGGAUGCGAUGGACACCAGAGCUUCAUGAGGCUUUUGUGGAGGCUGUCAACAAACUUGGUGGCAGUGAAAGAGCUACCCCUAAGGGUGUGCUGAAGCUCAUGAAAGUUGAAGGAUUAACGAUAUAUCAUGUUAAAAGUCACUUGCAGAAAUACAGGACUGCUAGAUAUAGACCGGAACCAUCUGAAGGAUCCUCAGAGAAACGACUGACCAUUGAGGACAUGCCUCCUCUAGACCUGAAAACUGGUAUUGAGAUCACUGAAGCCCUGCGACUGCAGAUGGAGGUUCAGAAGCGGCUGCAUGAGCAACUUGAGAUUCAACGAAACCUACAACUGCGAAUAGAAGAACAAGGAAGGUACCUUCAGAUGAUGUUUGAGAAGCAAUGCAAAUCUGGUGCUGACAAGAAGGCAUCGCCGGUAUCUGCGACAGAGAAGCCAUCAGGAGUGUCUUCAGACGCUAUCAAAGAUUGUGCUGCCAAAGGUGAUGUGGAAGCCUCCCAAGUGGAGGGUGAUUGCAAGUCGGGACAUGAUCAAGCCAAUAACAGUACUGCAGUUGAGGAAAGGUCUCUGGAAGUGGGUAUGAAGAAUGAUGGCCCUCAAAAUCAAGCUUCUGAUAAUCCUAAGCAACAAGCCGGUGAAGAGAGUGCUCCAGCCUCGAAGAGGCAGAGAACAGACGAGUAACUGAGUAAGCCGUACAACUGUAGCUCUUGCAGGAAGACACGUUUGCAGGUGGCUUUGAUGACGGUUAGUUUCUUCCACUUUGUUUCAAUUCCACAUGGUAGGGUUUGGGUUUCACUUAUGUUCUUUAUUGGUUGAUUCCAACUAUUUAGUUUAACUCGGCAUAAAGCCCUCUCCUCCCGAUGUUGCUUGUAGGCGAAGCAGCCAUGAAGGCCGUGGGAAGGCCUUGCAUUAAUUUCUCAAUGGAAGAGCACCCAAACACAAAUAAAAGUACUAAUCACUAAAUAUAUGAUAUUUCGUAAUUUAAAUGCAACUAGACUGUAAUGGUUUAAGGUAAAUUAUGUUGUUCAUUUCUGACGAAUGUAUACCGAUUUUUCGCGGGGUUCGUAAGUAGGGACCCUCUUUUCUGGACCGGCAAGUGGGGAGCCAUGUUAAGAAAAAGACAUAUUAGUAAUUAAUAGUAAACGUUAUCCUGGAAA